GGAGGACAAAAAUUGGCAAAAUCGGUGCCUAGGUAAUCGUGAAAACACACAAAAACUUGGCUUUCUCCGGACAACACUCUUCCAAGUUUCUUUGGUGAUGUCCCACUCCACUCUGAAACCCCUUUGAAAAAAAUAACACCCUUCCACAUUUCUACUAUGCACAAUGCACUGCUUUUUGGAUCAUUACCUUGACUAGUACUCCGUAGAGUAAUUAUUUUAAAACAGAAUCUCUAUGUCAAAAGUUUCUUCAUUUUCCCACUGAAAAAAACUUCACUCCUAAAUUUCUCAAACAAAUUAAAACAGAGAGAAAACAAUGCGUGGAUCUGCUAAUAAUAAUGACCAAAGUUUUCUCUAUGUUGUGGUUACCAACUUUGAUGUUCUUGCUGGGCCAUUAGUUGCUCUGGUUUACCCUUUAUAUGCUUCAGUUAAAGCCAUAGAGAGUGGUUCAAGAUCGGAUGAUCAACAAUGGCUUACUUAUUGGGUCUUAUAUUCCUUGAUCACCAUCUUCGAACUCUCAUUUGCUAAAGUCCUUGAAUGGUUUCCCAUAUGGAGUUACGCUAAGCUAUUUUUCACAUGCUGGUUGGUUCUGCCUCAAUUCAAUGGAGCAACUUAUGUUUAUAAGAAUUUCAUUAGACCUUUCUAUAUGAACCCUCAAAGGACCACUUCAACCAUGUGGUACAUACCCAAGAAGAAUUUAUUCAGCAAACCAGAUGAUGUUCUAUACGCCGCUGAAAAGUACAUUGAACAAAACGGAACCGAGGCAUUUGAAAGGAUCAUUAGAAAGGCCGAUAGAGAAGCAAAAGCAAGGAGGAAACACUACAUGAUUUUUGAAGAGGAUCAUAAUGAUGGAUAUGGAUAUUAAUGGAUCAACUUAAUUAUAUGACUAGCUCUUUUUUUGAUGAUUUAGUUAGAUGGCAAUUGCAUUAGUCUUGAGUUUGGAAUGUGAAUAUAUACUCCGUACUUCCUUUGAUUGUAGCUGUAAUAUUGUACGACUCAUCGUAAUUCGGACUGUUAUCCUAUCCUUUGCACGGAGUAGUUUAUUCUUUCUUCACUAA
Messenger RNA from Spinacia oleracea (spinach), 1055 nucleotides. RefSeq names its product HVA22-like protein a. The record is from RefSeq and is a predicted model, not a curated record. The coding region runs from base 314 to 862 and encodes 182 amino acids. Lineage: Eukaryota; Viridiplantae; Streptophyta; Magnoliopsida; Caryophyllales; Amaranthaceae. The transcript has 5 exons.